Messenger RNA from Lactuca virosa, 567 nucleotides. The record is from the annotation of a GenBank genome assembly. NCBI's taxonomy places the organism in Eukaryota, Viridiplantae, Streptophyta, Magnoliopsida, Asterales, Asteraceae.
AUGAAACAAUCGGGCUUCAGUUCCCAAUUCCCAUGGUGGUUGUAUGUCACCAAAAGAGGUGAUUGUCAUGCAGCCUGGGAGGCUUCCCAUGGUGAGUGGUGGAGGUGGCAAGGUGGGGGUGGGGGUGGAGGUGGUGGUGGUGGUGGUGGAGACAUUGGGGUGGAAAAAGAAAUACAUAGGUCUGUUUCUCAAAUUGGGGUUUUAAAAGGUGUGUUGUUGAAGGCUCACCUCAAAAAACCAGACCAAUUGUGUUGAAACUCAGUCCUGAAUUUGGGAUUCUGGAAAUAGAAGGUCGUUUUUGUCAUUGCAUCCAGUUUUGGCUCAUAAGCUAUGUUUUACAUAGCCACAAAUGUAAAAUAUUCGUGUAAUCUUUAUUUUUGAGAUGCUUUUAUGUGGUUUUUUUGCUUUUAUUGCUCGACUUGAGGCAUUAGAGUUUAGGGUAACUACAGUGGUAUGCUGAAAGUUAUGGAUUUUGUCCAUUCCUUGAGUGUUUAACAUUUUUUGUGCAUAAAAUGUAUUUUUUGUAGGACUUUCUGUCUUUGAGCUGUUUAAUAUAACGAUUGGGAC